Messenger RNA from Eruca vesicaria subsp. sativa (arugula), 949 nucleotides. Lineage: Eukaryota; Viridiplantae; Streptophyta; Magnoliopsida; Brassicales; Brassicaceae. The record is from the annotation of a GenBank genome assembly.
GGAAAUUAAAAAAAAAAAAAAGUCAAAACAAAAGAAAAAAACAUGGUCAUCAUGAAACCUCAACUUCUCAAUCAUGUCCGGAACAAACUUCACACCUCAUGUGCUUGACAUACACAUAGCUACAUGUAUAAAUAAAAUAUAGACCCUUCCUCUAAUAAUUAGUAUUAUCUAAUAUGGGGCACAACGUGACAAGCAUCAAAGUCUUGUUUGGUUUUAUAAGACGUGACCAGCCUCAUGACCCACCCCAACCUACUUCCUUCCUCCUCUAGUUUCUGAUCGCCAUCAAGCAGCGAAAAUGGUAAGUUCAUACAAAUUCAUUCUUCUUACCAAUCAUGUAAUGUGUUGUUGUCGAUCAUAUCAUGUUGACAAUAUAUAUAUAUGCGUGUGUGUGGGCAGGCUAAUUCAGCGUCUGGGAUGCACGUAAACGAUGAGUGCAAGCUCAAGUUCUUGGAGUUGAAAGCAAAGAGAAACUAUAGGUUUAUUGUGUUCAAAAUUGAUGAGAAGGCUCAGCAAGUGAAGAUAGAUAUGGUUGGGAAUCCAGAAGAAACUUACGAGAGUUUCACCAAAUGUAUGCCUGAGAACGAGUGCCGAUAUGCUGUCUAUGACUUCGAUUUCACCACUCCUGAGAACUGCCAGAAGAGCAAGAUCUUUUUCAUCGCAUGGUCGCCAGAUACGUCAAGAGUGAGGAGUAAGAUGUUGUACGCAAGCUCAAAGGACAGAUUCAAGAGGGAACUGGAUGGGAUUCAGGUUGAACUGCAAGCAACAGACCCCAGCGAGAUGAGCCUCGACAUCAUCAAAGGCAGAGUCAAUCUCUGAAUGCAUCUCUAAUGCGUUUCAGUCUUAUUCAUAUAUUUUGUGCUUUUCGUGUUUCUUGUGCUAUUACUGCUUCUUCAUUUUAUGACCGUUUUACUUGUUGGCUCUAUGUAUUUUCUUUGAUUCAAUAUCUCAU